CGCGGUGACAGGUGGCACGCCGCCCCACGAUACUAUCACGCGAUCGCGAAACAACCCCCAUUGUUUAUUAUCACUUGUUGUGUCUUCGUCUACUGCCAACUUUCUUAACACCACACUUUAACAUAAGUUUAAUUAAUAAAAUGUGAACUUGAAAAGUGACGUGAAGUGAUAGCAAAUACCGGCUCGUUCGGUCAUGUCGUUAAGUACGAUUUAAGUGCAAAAAUUGUCUUAGUCACUGACGAUGUACAACUUGGACCCGCAUGGAUUGUAGUGUGAAACUUUGCUGAGUUUUGGUGUUCAAACCUAGCUGAUACGGGCGGCGGGAUGAUGGACUGCCUGUGCCCUGCGCCGCGCACACUUGCGUGUCGCGUCGUCCUGCUCGAUGAACGAGAACUCCUGCAUGAGAUACAGGACAAUAACACGGGACAAGCUCUGUUGGAUGUGGUCUUCAGACACUUGGAUCUCCUAGAGACGGCCUACUUCGGCCUUCGGUACGUGGACCAGGAUAACCAAACGCACUGGUUGGAUGUGGGGAAGAGGUUGAAGCGUCAGCUUCGAGGCUCUGACUCCUAUACUUUCUACUUCGGAGUCAAGUUCUACGCUGCAGACCCUUGCAAACUGCUGGAAGAAAUUACACGGUACCAAUUAUUCCUUCAGUUGAAGCAAGAUGUGUUGCGAGGCCGCCUGCCUGUCAACUUCGACCUUGCCGCCGAGCUCGCCGCGUAUGUACUGCAAUCGGAGCUGGGGGACUACGACCCGCGGCGGCACCAGCCGGGCUACGUGGCCGAGUUCCGGCUGCUGGCGCACCAGACGCCCGAGCUGGAGGCGCGGGCCGCCGACAUACACCGCACCCUCACAGGCAUUUCUCCGGCCCAAGCUGAAUUGAGUUACCUAGACAAAGUAAAGUGGCUUGAUAUGUACGGCGUAGAUUUGCAUCCCGUCUUGGGUGAAGACAGCGUGGAGUACUUCCUGGGGCUGGCGCCGAGCGGCCUGCUGCUGCUGCGCGGCAAGCACACAGUUGCCAACUACUACUGGCCGCGCGUCUCCAAACUUUAUUACAAAGGCCGCUACUUCAUGCUUCGCGUAGCAGACAAAAAUAAUGAAACUUCGACGUACGGUUUUGAGAGCCCGACGCGGGCGGCUUGCCGUCACUUAUGGCGUUGUUGCUCUGAUCACCACACGUUUUUCCGUUUGCAACAAACUUCCCCGGCGUCUGCGGAUAUCUUUGCUUUGGGAUCAAGACUGAGAAAUAGUAGUAGAGGUGCGAGGCCGAGGCCGCCUCCGACAUUUACAAGGACACCAUCGCGUCGCAACGGCCGGCCGCCGCACAUGUCACAGACUUCUUUACAUGAUGUGCCAAAAUUAGAAGACUUGAGAAUAAAAGACUGUCCUCCUGAAACCAAACAACCUACCUCGGUGCAUCGACCGAAUUCACUCAGCGGAGAGAUGCUAGGUUGCGAGGCGACGGCCCCGGGCGGGUCUCCGCGGUCGACGCGGUCUGCGCCCACUCGACGCGGCCUCUACUCGGCCUCGCCUACCGCCACCAGGCCGCCACCCGCGCCCAGGCAUCGAGACCGCUCGGCCUCCGUCGACUCGCAGAGUUCCAACGACUCACGGUCCAAUCGCAAGCAUAAGCACCGGUCGCGGCGGCAGCAGUCGGAUGCAGAAAGCGAGUUGUCGCGGGGGUCUGGGCGCUCCGGGCGCAAGCAUCGGCGACACCGCUCGCGACAUAAGCACGAGUCCGGAUCCGAGAGGGACGAUGGACAGCCUAAUACCAAAGAAUACGAGCUGAUUGAAUCGGAGUCACAAUGGAAAGAAGUUCUGAGGCAAACUAACGCUGGUAGCGGUGUACAAGUGGCAAAUGUGCGGCGCUCGCAAAUGGAGCCUGAGACAGGUACACAUCGGUCUUCGCAUAGACACCGAAGGCAUAGGAAGCAUCGCUCCAGAUCAGGUUCACCGAACGAGAAGAAAUGGCUCCCGACUGAAUUGAAGCAGCAUUUAGAGUUUUCGUUAGUGGACACAACGGGUAUGACAGAGGAGCAAUUGAAGGAAAUACCCUACACCGUGGUGCAGACCAGUCACGCUAGACAGACCAAGCUUCGCACUUCGUCGAAACAUAGACAGACUGAACACGGGUCGCUAGCAAGGCGAGACAGAAGUACGUCAUCACAUGGCAAAAGUCACGAUAACCCUCAUCAUGGAUCACUCAGAUCAAGUUCCAGUAAUAUCAGCACCCACAGAACCAAUACUAAUGAGAAACAUGGGAGGCGCGUUUACCCCAGCUAUGACGAGACCGCUAGGGUCGGGGACGGGGAUGACUUCUUGACCAACAACGGGUACAAGGGCGACGUGACCCCGGUCUCCAACAACAACAAUCCUUACAGCCCCGUCACCAACAGCAACAGUAACAGUUCGAGUGGAGAGCUCAUCGGCAGCGCUCGCGUCUCUCAUGAACACACCGACUCGGGACUCGGGGCUGAUCAGGAUUACGCGUAUUCCUCGGAAAGGUCGAGCGACAGCGCGAAAUGCGGCGCGGGCACCACGGCACCAGUGAGUAGGCAGUGGACGCUGGGCGGCGCGGGCGGGGCGGGGGGCGCGGGCGGUCUGCGGCCGGGGUCGGCGGCGUUGCUGCGGCGGCCACCCAGCGGGCCGGGCCGCGCGCGGCCCGCCGCCACCGGCUCGCAGCGCUCGCUGCUGUCCGUAGCCAGCGACAGCGCAACCUCGCGCCGCCCGCGCGACCCCGCGCCCAGACACUACCCUCACCCUGCGGACUCGGGCUUUUCUCUCUUCAGACAUGCUAGCAACAACAACAUAUUGGUCGGCGAGAGCGGGUCGCUGGCGCGGCGGUUCGCGCGGCCGACCCGCGAGGCGCGCGACUACAACGCCAACGUGGCGCGCACGCACUCGCGGCUCGCGCACGCGCACCACGCGCACCACGCGCGCCACGACAACACCCUCGACAUUAUUCUAAAACCUCUCAUAGAAAGCACGCAGCUGCAGAGCAACUAAGUCCUGGGCCCGAAGUGUCAGCACACGACGGCGCCGGGACCAGCCACAAGCCGCCUGGUACCGCCGAGAUGAGCACCGAACUAUGAACCAUCAUGUUUCCUGUAGAUAAUAUCAUUAUUUUUGUACAUACAUUAGUACCGUUUAAUAGCUAUUUUAUUAAUGCAUAUAUCAAAUACUCAUAAAUAAUUUCCGUCAUUUUGCAAGUUCAUAAAAUCAUUCGAAAAAAUCUUAUGAAUAAUACUUUUUAAGUCGAAAAUGACAAAAAUAUGUAAAACAUUUUGUAAUAAAUUAAUAUUGUAAACCAGUAGGUAAUAAACGACGUAAGAUAUAAGGCCUUAAAUUAAUGAAGUAAAGCCUAUUUCGCGUUUUACGGCAAUAAGUGACAGAACAAUGUUGUAAAUAUUUUUUUGUAAAUAUAUACUUAUUAUAAAUUUUCGACAUAGUGGUGCUGAUUCCGAUACACAAAAUCUAAGUUUAUUUUAGGUGAUAACUGGCAUUUUGUUAUCCGUCGAAAAGGAAAGGGAAGGAAGGACGGGAAUCGACAGGCACAAAAUUUAUGGAACACACGUCAAUUUUAGGCAGAAAUUAAAAAAAACCCUUCCAAAAUUUUAUAUUAUGUUGACAGCACAUGUCAAACGGAUUGCACGAGAUUCCUUUUUUAUUUGCCCGGAAUAUUAUUUCAUUUUAAAAUUAACAGUUGUCAAUCAUCCGUCCCUUUUCUUUUCGGCGAAUAAGAAAAUGUCGGGUAUAACUUAAAAUAAAAUUAGGAGGUGUCUGCAAGAAUCGGGCCAGUAUCUAAGGUAAGUACCUAAUAAACAGUAACAGAAAAGAUGGUACUCGUACUAAAAGUAUUUUUGCCAAAAUAAAAUCGCCCUGACAAUUGUAAUUACUCUCGUAAUAACGUCUCGUGAAUAUCUCAGUUCAAACACAUCCUAUUGUUUUUAAUACCCACAUUAUGUUGUUUCACGGAAUUCCCAUUUGGCUGCGCCACUUUAGGAUUUAGCUCAUUAUAAUUUUAUUCCAUGAUCAUACAACGGGUAUUAAUGUUAUUUUACCGUUUUUAUUGUAAUAAGUGAAGACAGUGUACAGUUGUUAUGUAGCUUAGCAUAACUUGGGCAUUUGUAAGUCGAGGUGCAAUAUUUGAGUGUUUGUUCGAAGUGUAAAUAAGACUUUGGUAGGAAAGUUCUCCGUUUUGAUCCAAAGUUACCGAUAUAUGAAUUACAAUGUAGGGAUACCUACACCAUGCUGAUAAAACACAGAAAAAAAAUAAUCAAGCGCAUAAGAUCCGUAUAUAUAAAGGUCCGUAUAAUAGAGUAACGCGCAUAAGAUCCGUAUAGAUAAAGGUCCUUAUAAUAGAGUAACGCGCAUAAAAUCAGUAUAGAACGGUCCGUUUAAAAGACUAACGCGCAUAAGACCCUUAUACAUAACGGUCCGUUUAAAAGAGUAACGCGCAUAAGAUCCGUAUACAUAACGGUCCGUAUAAUAGAGUAAUGCGCAUAAGAUCCGUAUAAAAAGGGUCCGUUUAAAAGAGUAACGCGCAUAAGCUCCGUAUAAUAGAGCAACCCGCAUAAGAUCCAUACACAUAACGAGCCUUGUCUAUGAAAAUCUUUCUUUGGUACUUAUUUAGAAACGCCUAAAAGGGGUCAUAUCAUCACUAUAUAUGAAUUGUUUAUUUCAAGUUCAAAUUAUUUCUCAUAUGCGUGUUACUCGUUAAAUAGACCUAAAACAUACUAGAGCAUCUUUGGUCGCAGUUAGUUUCAAAAUAAACAUUACGUUUUUUCGGCAUGCACAAUAUUUGUAUGUAUAUCCCUACACUAACUUAUAGAUGCGAUCUUUCUUAACGCUAUACGAAGUAAAAUUAUAGUAGGCAACUACUUUAUGUGUUUUCUUGACAUUAGACGGUCAAUUUGUACUGUGGCAAGACUGAUGGCGUUUCAUGUAGGUAUGUAUUUAAAUUAUAUACAACCACGGGACAUUUGUAACCGAUUACAAUUUCAUACGUAUUUUCUAAGAAUUGUUUUCGAUGUUCUAAUUAAACGGCGACAUUACUGA
Molecule: messenger RNA, 5061 nt
Organism: Pectinophora gossypiella (pink bollworm)
Lineage: Eukaryota; Metazoa; Arthropoda; Insecta; Lepidoptera; Gelechiidae
Product: band 4.1-like protein 4
Exons: 21
Coding region: 325-3009 (894 amino acids)
Cellular component (GO): cytoskeleton
Source: RefSeq, a predicted model, not a curated record